Molecule: messenger RNA, 1233 nt
Organism: Schistocerca gregaria
Lineage: Eukaryota; Metazoa; Arthropoda; Insecta; Orthoptera; Acrididae
Product: odorant receptor Or2-like
Exons: 5
Coding region: 1-1233 (410 amino acids)
Biological process (GO): sensory perception of smell; detection of chemical stimulus involved in sensory perception of smell
Cellular component (GO): plasma membrane
Molecular function (GO): olfactory receptor activity; odorant binding
Source: RefSeq, a predicted model, not a curated record
AUGAAAAGUAGGGAGAAGGGUGACACGGAGCUGCCUUUGUCAUGGUCGGAAAGCGAGCGGUCAGUCUUGAAGCUGAAUAUGCGCCACUUGUGUUUAUUUGGAGCAUGGCCGCUGUCAAGGUACCGAAUAUUCCACGUUUACAGCGUCAUCAACCUAGCUCUGGGCAUAUGGUACGUUAACGAGGCCUCGACAUACGUCUCCUACAUAUGGGGAGACAUGGAGGAAGCGACGCUGGUACUCAUUAGUACUUUCAACAUCGGUAGCAUCGUUGUGAAGACGACUCUGUUCCUGUGGUACAGAGGACAGUACUUUGCUCUGGUGCGGCGAGUAGACGAUCUGAUGCUGGUACAGAGCGAAGCCUGCUCCCAGGACCCGGUCCUCGGACACUUGCUGUGGCGCUCCAAGAGGACCGCGGCCCGCCUUACCACGGCCAUGCUGCUGCUCAUGGUGUCCCAGUACGUCACGUGGUACCCCAUGCCGCUCAUCAUGAACUGGGGUGAGCGCCGCUUGCCCCUAGCGCAGCAUCCCUGGGACAACAACAGCAAUUAUUACGUGCUGUCGUACGCCGCACAGUGCAUUUCUGUAUCGUGGAUGACGCAGAUCAGCUUCGGCAUCGACUGCCUCUUCGUGUCCAUUAUGAUCCUCGUGGCCGCGCAGAUGAAGAUCCUCGCUUCGCGUGUGGCCAGUUUGAAGAUGCAAGACGACGAGUUAAGUCGCAAGAAGCACGCAAUUAAAUGUCCCAGAUACAAAUUAUACAGAGAUUUGUGCCUCUGUAUUGAAACCCAUCAACAGCUUCUAAGGUUUAUCAGAGAACUGGAGGACGCAAUGAGUCCAAUCGUAUUGACUCAAUUUGCCUGUAGCGUUCUUGUCACCUGUGUGACGCUGUUCCCAGCAGUUUUCAGCACAGACUUCACUGCAGUGAUUCGGAGUGCCGGCUUCCUGCCCGUGCCAUUAGGACAACCUUAUCUGUACUGCUGGAGUGCUCACACCGUGACAGAACAGGCCGAGGCUGUGUCAGCGGCGGCUUACAGCUGCGCAUGGAUGGAGGCGAGUGAGAGUUUCAAGCGAGCCCUGAGGAUUCUCAUCAGUCGCGCACAGAAGCCGCUGGUGAUCACGGCCGGUCACCUCUACCCCAUCAACAGGCCUGCCUUUGUCUCGUUGGUGAAUGCAUCGUACACGUACUACGCACUGCUGUGUCAAUUCAACAAACGCGCAAAGGAACAAGCGCUCUGA